CAACGUUUCAGCGUGAAGUUUGAUGAUUUUUCCAAAUGAUUAAUUAAAGAGUUGUUUUAUCGGUUUUGCGAUGGAAACUGAUGCCACUUCCAGCGCCUCUAGUGACUCACACAUCGGGAAUUUUUGUCUUCCUUCUUCCAACUUGAAUUACUAUACCGACAAUUUGUAUUUUGCGACGAACUGCAAGCUCGACAACUACUUCGCUGGUGAUAAACUUGUGAAAAGAGCGGAGACGACUAAAAAGUUGGAUUUUUAUAAAAAGGACGAGUACUGUGCUGUGAACGGUGUUUCGAAAGGUGUCACAAGAAGUGAUGUGAGUAAAAGGGGUUUGGAUUAUGGAGGGUGUUUCGAGAAGAAAACGGAAGAUAGCAGGAGAAUGCAAUUAGACUAUUUCAACAAUAAUAAUAGCAAUGAUGUGAAAAAGAAUGGGGGGACAAUUCAACUCAGUGGAGUGGAUAGUUACGGCAAAAAAGCUGUUAGUUUUUCUGCCGAUCAAGUGCAAUGUAUGUGUGAAGCUCUCCAACAAAGAGGCGAUAUUGAGAGGCUAGCAACCUUUCUUUGGUCUUUACCACCUUCGGAGCUUCUACGAGGAAAUGAGAGUAUCCUGAGGGCUAGGGCAGCAGUGGCAUUUCACAGAGGGUCAUAUCAUGAAUUGUACUCUAUUCUGGAAUCACACGCUUUUCACAUAAGGUGGCAUCCAGAGUUGCAGACUCUUUGGUUUAAGGCUCAUUAUAACGAGGCGGAAAAAAUCAGGGGUAGACCCUUAGGUGCCGUCGAUAAGUACAGGCUACGCAAGAAAUACCCCUUACCAAAAACCAUCUGGGACGGGGAGGAGACGGUGUAUUGCUUUAAGGAGCGGAGCAGAAACGCCCUGAAAGAUUGCUACUCUCGGAACAGAUAUCCGACACCGGACGAGAAGAGAGCACUGGCAAAAAGAACAGGUCUCACUCUCACACAAGUUUCGAAUUGGUUCAAGAACAGGAGGCAGAGGGAUCGAACGCCACAAUCUAGACAAGAACUGAUGAUUGGCAACAUGUCGUUGAGUCAAAGCAACAUGAUGAAUGCAAUGGGUAAUCACCAAGGAGGUUUGGAUAUGGCAGCGUUCCAAAGUGCUUCGAAGUUGUUUGACCCGAACUGUACGAUAACUUCUUGUUAUCCAGACUACCAAGUAGCAUAGAAUCUGAGUGUGGAUUGUUGUU
Messenger RNA from Leptinotarsa decemlineata (Colorado potato beetle), 1199 nucleotides. RefSeq names its product homeobox protein SIX6. Gene Ontology annotation, molecular function: RNA polymerase II cis-regulatory region sequence-specific DNA binding; DNA-binding transcription factor activity, RNA polymerase II-specific. The record is from RefSeq and is a predicted model, not a curated record. Gene Ontology annotation, biological process: regulation of transcription by RNA polymerase II. Gene Ontology annotation, cellular component: transcription regulator complex; nucleus. NCBI's taxonomy places the organism in Eukaryota, Metazoa, Arthropoda, Insecta, Coleoptera, Chrysomelidae.